Capsicum annuum is the source of this 1587-nucleotide messenger RNA. RefSeq names its product CRS2-associated factor 2, mitochondrial. Gene Ontology annotation, molecular function: RNA binding. The record is from RefSeq and is a predicted model, not a curated record. NCBI's taxonomy places the organism in Eukaryota, Viridiplantae, Streptophyta, Magnoliopsida, Solanales, Solanaceae. Bases 52 to 1158 code for a protein of 368 amino acids. The transcript is spliced from 5 exons. Gene Ontology annotation, biological process: Group II intron splicing.
AAUAUUAUUAGUGCUCAGUAGUAGCAGCGAGCUGUAUGUAGCAGGGGGAGAAUGAUGAAGCUACUCCCAUGGCGAUGUACAACCAGUGAAGCACAUGGUACUUUCUUCUCCAAAAUCUCCAAUAUUGCACCGUACUUAUUCGUAACAAACAUGUCUCGUCGUUUUCUGUUCCAUUCUCAGUCAAAUCAAGAAGAAGAUAUCUUCGACCCUCCAUUUUCUCUCGCUUCCAAUACCUUAAGAACUCAGAAACCCAAGAAAAAGCAAAAAGAAGAAAAGAAGCAUGAAAAAGACCAGAGCUUUACUGUUAAUUCCGAAUUGCCUUUUGAUUAUCGGUAUUCAUACUCUGAGACUAACCCGGCGGUUAAGCCAAUUGGGUUCCGUGAACCGACCCGGUUCUCUCCGUUUGGUCCGGGUCGGAUUGAUAGAAAAUGGACCGGGAUUUCAGCUCCGUGUGUAAAGCCGGUGGAUUUGGAGAAAGUGGCUGAGGAGCGAAGGUGGGUACUCGGAGAACCGUUGACGGAGGAGGAGACGGCGGAGCUGGUUGAGAAGUUUCGGCAUAAUGAUUGCUCUCGACAAAUGAAUUUGGGACGCGGUGGAGUUACUCACAAUAUGCUGGAAGACAUCCAUAACUACUGGAAGAGGGCUGAAGCUGUAAGGAUUAAGUGCUUGGGGGUGCCGACUCUUGACAUGGAUAACGUCUGCUCCCAUCUCGAGGACAAAUCAGGUGGAAAAGUUAUCUAUCGUCAUAUUAAUAUUUUACUCUUAUAUCGUGGUCGAAAUUAUGAUCCCAAAAGUAGGCCUACUGUUCCUGUGAUGUUGUGGAAGCCUUUGGCUCCAAUAUAUCCAAGGCUUGUGAAGAAUGUUGCUGAUGGCCUGACAUUUGAAGAAACAAAGGCAAUGAGAAACAAAGGGCUCAAUGCUCCUCCUUUAAUGAAACUCAGCAGAAAUGGGGUGUACGUGAAUGUGGUGAACAAAGUCAGAGCAGCGUUUGAAACAGAAGAAGUUGUUAGAUUAGAUUGUACCCAUGUGGGAACAAGUGACUGCAAAAGAAUCGGUGUUAAAUUACGGGAUCUGGUGCCAUGUGUUCCUAUCUUGUUCAAAGAUGAGCAGAUUAUUCUCUGGAGAGGCAAAAAAGAUGAACAGAACUCCGGCUCCUGAAUGGAACCUAAGCUCACAGAUGUGUGUUGAAAUUUUGAGCUUCCAUCUCGGAGGAAGGCAUUCACAAUCUGCAUUUGGCAAAUGAAUCUGCCGAAGCUUCUCGACUGUUGCUUGAACUUGUUAUAGAACUGGCCAUUAUCCUGGGUUCCUCUGUUGAUAGGUUUUUUUGACUUGUGCUAAAUUAGGUCAGAUCACACCUUACUCACAGAUGCCAAAGAAAUGCAAGGAGGUACUAGUGAUUGUUAUUAAUGCAAUACCAGUCCUCUUUCAACUGGCGAAAACUAGUUUCUGAAAUCCUAGACUGCUACUCGAGUUGCAUGUAAUGUUCACCCUAAAGCUUCGGAAUUCAACAUGUUUUCUAAAGAGUAAUUUAGUGAAACAAACAAUGUAAUUGAAACAGUUCUUUCCUAUGGCAUUGUAUUAGAUGUA